Cariama cristata (Red-legged seriema) is the source of this 5135-nucleotide messenger RNA. RefSeq names its product myosin IXA (gene MYO9A). The annotation marks the transcript as partial. Gene Ontology annotation, cellular component: myosin complex. NCBI's taxonomy places the organism in Eukaryota, Metazoa, Chordata, Aves, Cariamiformes, Cariamidae. The transcript has 27 exons. The record is from RefSeq and is a predicted model, not a curated record. Gene Ontology annotation, biological process: intracellular signal transduction. Gene Ontology annotation, molecular function: GTPase activator activity; ATP binding; microfilament motor activity.
GAGGAAUAUAGAGCAGAAGGAAUUAGCUGGCACAACAUCGACUACAUAGACAAUUCUGGCUGCAUCAACCUGAUCAGUAAGAAGCCGACAGGCCUGCUCCAUCUGCUGGAUGAGGAAAGCAAUUUUCCUCAGGCCACAAACCAGACACUGCUGGACAAGUUUAAGCGUCAACACGAAGGGAACUCCUACAUUGAAUUUCCAGCGGUCAUGGAGCCGGCUUUCAUCAUCAAACACUAUGCAGGCAAAGUGAAGUAUGGAGUGAAGGAUUUCCGCGAGAAAAACACAGAUCAUAUGCGCCCGGACAUUGUAGCUCUCCUGCGAAGCAGCAAAAAUGCCUUUAUCUGCGGGAUGAUCGGGAUCGACCCAGUGGCUGUCUUCCGCUGGGCAGUCCUGCGGGCCUUUUUCAGGGCGAUGGUUGCUUUUAGAGAGGCUGGAAAACGAUAUGUGGAGAAGAAAACUGGGCAUGAUGAUGCAGUGCCAUGUGCCGUUUUGAAAAGUGUGGAUAGUUUUAGCUUUCUCCAUCACCCAGUUCAUCAGAGGAGCUUAGAGAUCCUGCAGAGAUGCAAGGAGGAGAAGUACAGUAUUACUCGGAAAAGCCCGCGGACACCACUCUCAGAUCUCCAGGGAGUCAAUACCAUCAAUGAGAAGACCCAGCGCGAUGCCUACGCAGUUGGCUGGAAUGGCCGGAUGGGAAUGCGGCACAGCAGGCUCGCCAGCCCUGGUGCCUUCCUAGACAAAGAUGGGAUAUUUGUCAACGCAACCAACAGCAAACUGCUGGAGAGAGCCCACGGCAUCCUCAUGCGAAAUAAGAACUUCAAAGCCAAACCCAAUCUCCCAAAGCACAUGCUGGACGUCAAGUCCCUCAAGCACCUAACCAACCUGACACUGCACGACCGCAUUACCAAAUCUCUCCUCCAUCUCCAUAAGAAGAAAAAACCACCCAGCAUCAGCGCCCAGUUCCAGGCAUCGCUCAACAAGUUGAUGGAGACCCUUGGACAAGCAGAACCUUAUUUUGUCAAGUGCAUUCGAUCCAAUGCUGAAAAGCUGCCCCUGCGGUUCAAUGACAACCUGGUGCUCAGGCAGCUGCGGUACACAGGGAUGCUGGAGACCGUUCGCAUUCGCCAGUCGGGAUACAGCUGCAAAUACUCCUUCCAGGAUUUUGUGAACCAUUUCCAUGUCCUUCUGCCACAAGGAAUCAGCCCGUCUAAGCACAAUAUCCAUGAUUUCUUCCGGAAAAUAAAACUUGAUCCAGACAAUUACCAAGUUGGAAGAACAAUGGUUUUCGUGAAGGAGCGGGAGCGGCAGCUUCUGCAGGACCUGCUCCAUCAGGAGGUGCUGCGCCGGAUCACGCUGCUGCAGCGCUGGUUCCGCAGCGUGCUGUGCAGGAGGCAGUUCCUGAGCUUAAGGCAAGCUGCAGUGAUCAUACAGAGAUUUUGGCGUAGUUACCAGAGCCGAAAGCAAGGCGAACCAUCCCUGGACCCUCUUGUCCUCAACAAAGCUGCCAUCGUUCUUCAGACCCACUGGCGUGGCUUCGUGGACAGGCGGAGGUUCCUGCAGAUGCAGUUUGCAGCUCAUCUCAUCCAGAGCUGCUGGCGGGAGUAUGCCAAGCGGCGGCACAACGCGGCCACCAGCAUUCAGGCAGCCUGGCGAGGACACCGUGCAAAGCAGUCAUACACAGCCAGCAGAAGCAAAGUCAUUUGCUUGCAAGCAGCAUGCAGAGGAUAUUUAGCACGACAAAGAUUUAGAGCUUUGAAAGAGCAGCGAUUAAAAGAGAUGCAGCUGGAGAAUGGCCUGUCAGUUAGAGAAGAUUAUGGACUGGAGGCAGAUGAUGCUUUGGAAAUCAAGGGCUCUGACCCUUCUAAGUGGGAGGAUGGCUCAUUUGAAGAGCGAGUGAGAGCUAUAGAGGAACAUAAAUCGCUGAUGGAGAAUAAUCGGGUGAAUCACAUGGACCCACUGGAUACUUCUGCGAAAUUAUUGUACAAAAGGCAUGAGAGAGCCAGUAGCCAGAGCGGGAUGGACACUGAAGAUGAGGUCAUCGUGAGAGAGAGACCAAAGUCGCUGGAGGAUCUCAACCAGAAAAAAGUGGUUCGUGCAAAAAGAGAAAGCCGGAGGAUGCGUGAACUGGAACAGGCAAAAUUUAGCUUGGAGCUACUCAAGGUCCGGUCCACUGGCGGGCUGUCACCUUCAGAAGAGCAGCGGUGGUCCACUGACCUUGUAUCUGAGGCACUUCAUUCCCCUCAGGGAACUCCAGAGAGCGAAAGCUCUCAAGGGAGCUUUGAGAUGUUAAGCUGUGAAGAUACCCCAAGUAAUAAACCCGUUUCCUUAGUUUUAGACGAGCAAGGUGUGCCGUCGUUUUCCACUGAGUCUUUGCCUAGCAGUCCCCUGCCUCAUCUGCUGAAGUCUUUCUGUGUAGCAGAUGUGAACAGCAAUUUACCCAGUAGCAGAAGGAUGCCUUCAGACUUGGAGCUACCCGAUAAUCUCACCAUGAAGGAACGCAUGGUCUGUGACCCCCAGAAUGUUAUAGACAAGGCACACCCAAGAGAAACCUUCCUUUCCAGCAACCUACCUACUUUCUACAUUCCCCCACAAGACAACAUGAAGAUGAAGCUGAUGGAGAAUAACCUGAGGAACAAAGCAGUGGAAAGAGAGGAGAGGACAGUUACAUUCUCUGAGGUCAGGAAGGACUCUGAGUCAGACCAGGGCAGAGCCUUGGGAGGGAAGGAAGAGCAGAAGUCCUCUACCAAAAGAGAGGAACGUGGGACAGCAACUGUGACACAGGCCCAUUCUCCAGACUCUGUCAUCAAGAGACUGGAAAAGCUCAACGUGGAGAAGGAGGAACGGCAAAAGCAGCUUCAGCUGCAAAAUGAGAGGGAGAUGAUGGAGCAGAUCCGUCAGCAGAAGGAAAUUCUGGAGAGACAACGCAAGGCCUUUGAGCAGCAAGGGAGGGUGGAGGCUUUGCAGAGGGCUGAGCAGAGCAGAAUGAAGGACGCCUCCCUUAAACCAACUAAAAAACCAGACAGCCGGCCUCAGUCGGUCCUCAUCCUUCACCCCCAGAGCAGAGGGGAGCAAAGCCCCACCACAGGUGUGACUCCAACCUCAUCGGUGGACAUUAAAGGUCUCACUGUUGGGACCAGGGGAAGCUCUCCAGCCCACAGUGCCCCCAAAGACAGACCUGUCAGCAUGUUCAUGGAGCGAAGAGAAGGUCAAUCGGGAUCGGUGCUGGAACCCCGGUGCCAUUCCAGACCUGCUCUGGACCCCAGAGACAUCCUGGGCAGCCACUUCUCAAGGACGGAGCGCCUCCGGCAACCCCGAAUGCCCAACCAGGCCACCGAGGAGACAAGGGCAAGCACUAUGUUCUUCACACCAAAAGACAAUCCCUUUGGCCUCCACAGAGAAGCAAAUCAUCAAUGCCUUUCCAAGGGUGAACUGGCUAGGAAGCCGUUUAAGAUGCCGGGGUCUGGCAGAGGAGAGGUUCCCAGACCGACCCAUAAAAAGAAAGCCCGCAUGGCGCGGACGCGCUCCGAUUUCUUGACUAGAGGUACUUUUGCUGAUGGGGAGGGGGAUACGGAGGAAGAUGAUUACGAUGGCAAUUUUGAGUUCCUUCUCUCCUCUGACCAACCUCCUCAUCCCGAAGUGGUGCCUGCAGCCCGGCUGGGGCAGGCCUGUUACAGUGACUCUGAAAUGACAGUGCAGCGAUUCACCUCUGGGGAAGGCCAAACGAAACUGCACAAAACCAUGUCUCAGGGUGAGAUCGGAAAGCUGGCGGCCACGCAGAAGAGCCUGGCUCCAGAUGGGAGGCCUCAGCGAGCCAAGAUGAGAUUCUGGGUGAAGGGAAAGCAGGGGGAGAAGAAGACCCCACGGGAGAAGCUUGCUACCCAGUCUGAGCUGCUGGAGCUGUACGCAGAGCAAGAAGCUCCCGGCAGGGAGGUGAUUUCUGGCUUGCAGCUUGGUGAAGACUUGGGUCCUCACCACCUGACCCCUCCACGGAGUCCCGAGCUGUCCAGUAUCCACCGGCGGGAGUUUAAGGAGAACAAGGAGCCCUCUCCCAAAGUGAAACGCAAGCGCAGUGUCAAGAUCAGCAACGUGACUCUCGAGCCCGUGCAGUGGCAGAAUGACUCGCUGCAGAUCAUAACCAGCGCUAGCGACUUGAAGAGCAUGGAUGAGUUUCUCCUGAAAAAGAUGAAUGAGCUGGAUAAUGAGGACAGCAAGAAGGACACGCUGGUGGAUGUCGUGUUCAAGAAAGCAUUGAAGGAAUUCCGACAAAACAUCUUCAGCUUUUACUCCUCAGCGUUGGCGAUGGAUGAUGGGAAAAGCAUCCGCUAUAAGGACCUCUAUGCCUUAUUCGAGCAGAUUCUGGAGAAGACCAUGAGACUUGAGCAGAGGGACUGGAGUGAGUCUCCAGUUAAAGUCUGGGUCAAUACCUUCAAAGUCUUCCUGGAUGAAUAUAUGAUAGAGUACAAACCCCUGGAUUACACUGCGGUGAAGGUGCCAAAAACAGAACGAAAAAAGAGAAGAAAAAAGGAAUCAGAUGUGGUGGAAGAGCACAACGGUCACAUUUUUAAGGCAACCCAGUACAGCAUCCCCACCUACUGUGAAUAUUGUUCCUCCUUGAUCUGGAUAAUGGACAGGGCUUCUGUUUGUAAAUUAUGUAAAUAUGCUUGUCAUAAGAAGUGCUGUCUUAAAACCACGGCCAAGUGCUCCAAAAAGUAUGACCCUGAGCUCUCAUCUCGGCAAUUUGGCGUGGAGCUCUCCCGGUUGACCAGCGAGGAGCGAGCGGUGCCGGUGCUGGUGGAGAAGCUCAUCAACUACAUCGAAAUGCAUGGGCUGUACACAGAGGGCAUUUACAGAAAAUCAGGGUCCACUAACAAGAUCAAGGAGCUGCGGCAAGGACUCGAUACAGACAUCGAUAACGUGAAUUUAGACGACUACAACAUCCACGUCAUUGCCAGUGUGUUUAAGCAGUGGCUCCGAGAUCUGCCCAACCCUCUCAUGACCUUUGAGCUCUACGAGGAGUUUCUGCGGGCAAUGGGCCUCCAGGAGAGGAAGGAGACAGUGCGGGGAGUGUAUUCGGUCAUCGACCAGCUCUCCCGCACCCAUCUCAGCACCUUGGAGCGUCUCAUCUUCCACCUGGUGAG